Messenger RNA from Sinocyclocheilus rhinocerous, 1196 nucleotides. RefSeq names its product chromatin target of PRMT1 protein-like. The transcript is spliced from 4 exons. Lineage: Eukaryota; Metazoa; Chordata; Actinopteri; Cypriniformes; Cyprinidae. The coding region runs from base 1 to 606 and encodes 201 amino acids. The record is from RefSeq and is a predicted model, not a curated record.
AUGGUAAGACUUCACAAUCUGAAGUCACAAAACUGCAGGCUUGCAGUUCAGAUCUGGUUUAAUUCUGGUCUGAAACGUACGCUUUUUGGAUGGAGCCUAAAACAGCGACUUGGGAAGAGCAACAUCCAGGCCAGGCUGGGUCGGCCCAUCGGCUCGCUGAUGCCGGGAGGCGGCAGAGGACGAGGCUUUCCUGGAGGAUUGCGUGGAGCUGGACGAGGACUGCGGGGAAGAGCGAGAGGCGGUGGCAUGAGAGGAGCACUCUCUCUAAGAGGUCCAGGUCCGAUGAGAGGUAGGGGUGGUCCUGGACGUAUCGGUCUCCGUCGAGGCAUGCGUUAUCGCGGAGGAGCCGCAGGACGAGGUGCUCUGGGUGGCCGAGGAGCAGCACGUGGAGCACCUGGAGGAAGAGGCCGCGGGGGUCUGAGAGGUCGUGGAGGGUUUGCAGGAAGGGGUCGUGGACGCGGCAGAGGCCGAGGAGCAGGCCGUCCCGUCGUCACACGAGAGCAGCUGGACAACCAGCUUGAUGCUUACAUGUCCAAGACCAAGGGCCAUCUGGAUGCCGAGCUGGAUGCGUAUAUGGCCCAGGCAGACCCUGAGAGCAUGGAGUAACCACAGCCGAGCUGAGAGAGAGAGACAGCAGCUCCCCAAAGAUCUGCAGAUUAUAGACUGAUUGACAAGAUACACAUUGAGUACCAUUAAAGCUGUUGCUCUUGGACACUCCCUGAGAAGACAUUUUAAACUUGAAGGUUGUACAAAGUUAUGUAUCAUCCCCGUUAUCUUCAAAGAUUUGUGAGUCGCCACUCGCGUUUUCUAAACUGAACUCUGUAUCAUCAUAAAAGCCUCACCACAGAUCUAAAACACAAGUCCUCUUAGAAAACUUUUUGGCAGUGAAGGAAAAAAAACUUUUCAAUUGAGCUAUAUUAAUAGAGAUUGCGUUUGUUUUCUGGCUGAAGUUCAGAAAAUGGCCCAAUGUAUGAGGAACUGUGAACUCUUACCAGGUACAUUUGAUCAUCUGGUGUUAAAAUGUGGUUUAUAUAGAUGAACAGAUGUUAAUUACCGUAAUGUUCUACAAAUUAAACUUACCUUUUAUUACUGUAUUUUUAUUAUGUUUUAAAGUAGAACUUUUAUUCAGUAUACACAAUCUAGAUUUGUCUAUUUUUUUGUGUUUUUUUUUUGCUUCAAAUAAAUCUUGGCCAUAA